AUGUGUUUGGAUCUGUUUAAUAUCAGCGGUGCCUCGGGUACCAAUAGUCCAUUGUACAUCCUGGAUCUGUUUAAUAUCAGUGGUGCCUCGGGUACCAAUACUCCAUCGUACAUCCUGGAUCUGUUUAAUGUCAGUGGUGCCUCGGGUACCAAUAGUCCAUCGUACAUCCUGGAUCUGUUUAAUUGUGCCUCGGGUACCAAUAGUCCAUCGUACAUCCUGGAUCUGUUUGAUGUCAGUGGUGCCUCGGGUACCAAUAGUCCAUCGUACAUCCUGGAUCUGUUUGAUGUCAGUGGUGCCUCGGGUACCAAUACUCCAUCGUACAUCCUGGAUCUGUUUGAUGUCAGUGGUGCCUCGGGUACCAAUACUCCAUCGUACAUCCUGGAUCUGUUUGAUGUCAGUGGUGCCUCGGGUACCAAUACUCCAUCGUACAUCCUGGAUCUGUUUGAUGUCAGUGGUGCCUCGGGUACCAAUAGUCCAUCGUACAUCCUGGAUCUGUUUGAUGUCAGUGGUGCCUCGGGUACCAAUACUCCAUCGUACAUCCUGGAUCUGUUUAAUGUCAGUGGUGCCUCGGGUACCAAUACUCCAUCGUACAUCCUGGAUCUGUUUAAUGUCAGUGGUGCCUCGGGUACCAAUACUCCAUCGUACAUCCUGGAUCUGUUUAAUGUCAGUGGUGCCUCGGGUACCAAUACUCCAUCGUACAUCCUGGAUCUGUUUAAUGUCAGUGGUGCCUCGGGUACCAAUACUCCAUCGUACAUCCUGGAUCUGUUUAAUGUCAGUGGUGCCUCGGGUACCAAUACUCCAUCGUACAUCCUGGAUCUGUUUAAUGUCAGUGGUGCCUCGGGUACCAAUACUCCAUCGUACAUCCUGGAUCUGUUUAAUGUCAGUGGUGCCUCGGGUACCAAUACUCCAUCGUACAUCCUGGAUCUGUUUAAUGUCAGUGGUGCCUCGGGUACCAAUACUCCAUCGUACAUCCUGGAUCUGUUUAAUGUCAGUGGUGCCUCGGGUACCAAUACUCCAUCGUACAUCCUGGAUCUGUUUAAUGUCAGUGGUGCCUCGGGUACCAAUACUCCAUCGUACAUCCUGGAUCUGUUUAAUGUCAGUGGUGCCUCGGGUACCAAUACUCCAUCGUACAUCCUGGAUCUGUUUAAUGUCAGUGGUGCCUCGGGUACCAAUACUCCAUCGUACAUCCUGGAUCUGUUUAAUGUCAGUGGUGCCUCGGGUACCAAUACUCCAUCGUACAUCCUGGAUCUGUUUAAUGUCAGUGGUGCCUCGGGUACCAAUACUCCAUCGUACAUCCUGGAUCUGUUUAAUGUCAGUGGUGCCUCGGGUACCAAUACUCCAUCGUACAUCCUGGAUCUGUUUAAUGUCAGUGGUGCCUCGGGUACCAAUACUCCAUCGUACAUCCUGGAUCUGUUUAAUGUCAGUGGUGCCUCGGGUACCAAUACUCCAUCGUACAUCCUGGAUCUGUUUAAUGUCAGUGGUGCCUCGGGUACCAAUACUCCAUCGUACAUCCUGGAUCUGUUUAAUGUCAGUGGUGCCUCGGGUACCAAUACUCCAUCGUACAUCCUGGAUCUGUUUAAUAUCAGUGGUGCCUUGGGUACCAAUACUCCAUCGUACAUCCUGGAUCUGUUUAAUAUCAGUGGUGCCUCGGGUACCAAUACUCCAUCGUACAUGAAUGAAGCUACAUGUUAG
Liolophura sinensis is the source of this 1692-nucleotide messenger RNA. RefSeq lists its product as uncharacterized. Lineage: Eukaryota; Metazoa; Mollusca; Polyplacophora; Chitonida; Chitonidae. The transcript is spliced from 2 exons. The record is from RefSeq and is a predicted model, not a curated record. Bases 1 to 1692 code for a protein of 563 amino acids.